AUGAAUAAACACAUUCUUGUUUUAUUAACUGUUAGUUUCGUAGUGGCUGAUGAUAGUCUUCGUAGAUGUGAUUACUUUAAUGACAGGCAUGACGGAGAGGCAAGUGAUUGUUACUGUUUCGAGGAAUGAUAAUAAAAGGUUUUGAAGAUAUUUGUACUAGGUGCUAUCACUGUUUAUUGUAAAACAUAUAACCCUUGAAUUAUAUACGUUUAAUUUGUACCUUGGACGAAAACCUUAAAUUCUUGUCCACGAAAAACCUCUCAUAAUUUUGUGCGUUCUCUAGUUUUUCUCUAAUGCCGACGGCAAUCAGACAAAAAAAGGGAUCAGAUAAAACUAUGAGAAUUUUUUCGUGGGCAAGAAUUUAAGGUUUUCGUCCAAGGUACAAAUUAAACGUAUAUAAUUCAAGGGUUAUAUCAAAUAUAUAUUUUUUUGGAAAAAAUGUCAAAAAAUGUUCACAUAAUACAAAUGUUGGUUGCCUUACAAUUGUUAGUCCUAUUAAUUGUAUUUUUUAAAACCAGUUGUAGAUAGUGUAUUCUGAAGAAGAUACAAAUGAAGCAGGUCAUGUAGUAGGGACUCUAGCUACUUUACAAUGUCAUAACGGUAACUUACGACGAGUCAGAUGUACUGUAAAUGGAUGGAGACCUCUGGAGUUCAUUCCUUGCGAACCAAUUGCAAGAGGUAAUAAACCGUACGAUGACAGUAGGUAUACGCAGUUGUUUGUAUACGAAAAUAACUGAAAAACAUAUUAGAUCAGAUUUUUACGUUAAAUUCCGUUUUUAAAAACUAUUUUUGUUUAAAAUGUUCAUUUUGACUUGAAAAAUUGAAAUUUAAAAUGUAUUAUGUGUUUAGAUGAACAACCGCACAACGUGGUAUCUUCAUCAAGUGGCUGUCCACUGUUAUCGAAUGUUUCCAAUGGAUUUGUCGUAUAUUCUCCAUUGGGGUUGGCUCCAUUUAGACCAGAUACUGAGGCUACAGUACUUUGUCAUCUCGGCUUUGUGCCUUCAGGCAAUUUAGUGGCCAAGUGCCAGCAGAACGGAGAUUGGACGUCUAUAGGUGAAUGCAUAUCUGCUGUUGGUCAGAAGUGUCAGGCUCAAGCUGAAGUAGCGAACGGACAGGUAUGCUUUGUGUGGUGGUAAGAAGUGUGCAAUCUUUCGAUUAUUUUUACAAUUUUUGCAAGAAAUCGUUUUGUAUAUUAUAUUGAGAUUAGUGGUUUUUGUGUAGUGAUGACAUUAUAUUGAGGUAGAAAAAAGUUUAAAGUUUAUAUUUGACCAGGGAUCUUUUUGAAAUAACAUGGACAUCAAAUGUAUACGAUAUGUAAAAUGCAAAAAAAAAUAAAAAUUAUAUAUCUAGAUAUCGUACGUGAGUGAUUCAAAUGGUCCUUUUGGUGUUGGUGCUAUUGCAGAGUUGACAUGCAAUAUUGGGUAUGUUCUGAAUGGUAAUGGUCGUAUAUCAUGUGGUGAAAGUGGAUGGAGUCCUGAGAAGUUGGGAACAUGUCAAGAAGUAAGUAAAAUUUAUUUUGUAAAUGUUAAACUAACCACUGUGUUGGCACUAUUAUUUUUAUGAUAACAAUAAGACGCUUUCACUAACAUUACUAACGUUCAGGACGAUGCUAUGAUUCGAAACAAAAAACAGAUCUCGGUAUGUCAUGGUGUUUAAUUUAAUUAGCUUUGAAGUUCAUAAUGCUACUUUAUUAAUUUUUCUUAUUUUAUGUUCAUCUAACUUUUUACAUCAACAUGUUUAUGUCUACUAUGUAACUAGUCUAAUUUAUUUCAAUUUAGAGUACUGGAUCAGGGACAUGUUUAGAAUUGUCAACUUUGAAUGGGCAGAUCGACUACAUUCAGGCAAAUAAUGUAAAAUAUUCAUCUGGCAGUACGGCUGUUCUCAAUUGUAACCCUGGCUUUACACUAGCUGGCAAUGCCAAUUCAUAUUGUACUGGGUCAACUUGGUCACCCACUUUAGGCAGGUUUAUUUUCGUGGGAAUAUGGAGUGAAAAAAACUAUAUAUAUUAUAAUACACUGUUAAAACAAAUUCUUUCUCAUGUCAGACGUAAUAAGGAUUUAUAUUGUUGUACCUCUUAGGAUAAGAAAGGUUUCAAAUCAAAAUUUAAAAUUUUAGGCCAAUGCACGCCCAAAGUAGGCAUGGAUCCUCAACUAACCGGCUUGGGCACUAUUGGCGCUACUUGUGUAGCCAUGGUAGCUCCGUUAAACUCGAACAUUGUUUACUCGAUGGGUGGUAUGCUGGGUCCCUUCCCGAGUGGUACCACAGCUACAUUAAUCUGUAAUGUUGGAUACACAGCACAGUCAAGUGUGAUAACAUCCACAUGUCAGAGUGGAAUGUGGACGCCGGCUACAUUAGGACCGUGCAUGGCUAGUGGUACUGGGAUGAAUACUCUUGGAGGUAUGACUUCUGGUCUUCAGAACGGACUGACUGGCCUUGGCACUGGACUGGGAACCGGACUGGGGACUGGACUAACUUGUGUGGCCGAGGCCACGCCUUUGAACGGUCAAAUACAGUACAGUUUAACGAAUACGGUGGGAUCGUAUCCCGAAGGUGCUUCGGCUACUUUGAUUUGUCAGUCAGGUAAGGGCUACUACAAUAUUGUUGAUAGGAUAACUACUUAUACUCUCAAUUAUAAUCUUUGAACCUUUGGACUAUUUCUUUCAUUAAUGGUUUUUUGGUUACUGUAACUUUUUUAGGAACUACAAUAAGUGGUGCCAGCACGUCGUACUGUCGUUCCGGACAGUGGUACCCUCCCCUUGGCCAAUGUAUCUUUCAGAAUGGGCUAGCCAAUAAUCUGAUCAAUGGGCUUGGCACCACUUCUUCAGUUUGUCCACUUGGCAUUGCACCACCUUUGAAUGGUCAAGUGUCCUAUUCGAACGGUCAAUCAGUCGGGCCUUUUCCUCAGGGUACUGUAGCUACGUUGCGGUGUAACCAAGGUGUUUCUAUUGGUAUGUGCAAGCUUUAGUAUUUUUAAAAUCUCAAAUUUUGCAUCGUACUAGUUAUUGGUACCUUUUAGGCUCAGCCAGUUCGAGUUGUUCCUACGGCCAAUGGCUGCCGCCAACGUUCCAAGGCUGUGAGAACACUCAGUCCGGGAUCGGAGUUGUAAAUGGACUGGGCGGAAACGAAUGUUUGACCGGUCCAGUAGCCAUGGGAGGCAGUUUACAGUACUCCCAAGGCAGUAAUGUAGGACCUUUUCCGUCUGGUACUACUGCGACCUUAGUCUGUGCGUCUGGUCAACCUCUGUCUGGCUCCAUUACGUCUACUUGUUCUUCUGGAGUCUGGUCUCCUGCCAGUUUGGGGCCCUGUCAAGGGUCUCUUACUGGUACCAUGACUGGUAUGAUGUCUGGUCUGAAUAAUGGACUAAAUAAUGGGCUAAACAAUGGACUGAACACCUUCAAUUCUCAGAUGGGCGGUACACAAUGUGUCAUUGGUCUUGUAGCACCAAUGAACGGUAGAAUCACCUACUCACAAGGUGGUGCAGUUGGUCCUUAUCCUUCUGGUACGAGUGCCACAUUAUCUUGUGACAUUGGGUACACUUCGUACGGUCAGACGACAUCGUACUGUCAGAAUGGGGUCUUUACUCCUACUAGCCUUGGUGCCUGUGUCUCGUCGACAACCGGUGUUGGCAUUAACAAUCUGGGUACCGGUUCCAGUAAGUGAGUAUGUGUGGGAGCUGUGGGUGCUUAAUUGUGUUGUUGUAGGUAGCUGCUACACCCUCCCCAACAGUAACAACGGCAUCGUGUCUUAUACCAACCUCCCCUCCUUCUCUGGUACUUAUCCUGUGGGUACCACUGCCAGUCUUCACUGUCACAUCGGAUUCUACGCCCUGGGAAGCGCGACUUCAACGUGUUUGAGUAACGGAUGGUCGACCUACAGUCUGGGCACUUGCAUGUCUCAAAUCACGACCGGUUAA
Bursaphelenchus okinawaensis is the source of this 3913-nucleotide messenger RNA. NCBI's taxonomy places the organism in Eukaryota, Metazoa, Nematoda, Chromadorea, Rhabditida, Aphelenchoididae. The record is from the annotation of a GenBank genome assembly.